This is a messenger RNA of Suillus plorans, 447 nucleotides long. RefSeq lists its product as uncharacterized. Lineage: Eukaryota; Fungi; Basidiomycota; Agaricomycetes; Boletales; Suillaceae. The transcript is spliced from 2 exons. The record is from RefSeq and is a predicted model, not a curated record. The annotation marks the transcript as partial.
UUUCUGGAUCUAUUCGACGCCGAUGAGUAUGUGGACUGCAGGAAAGAUAAUCAUUUUUACCCUUUUGCAUCGAGGAAUGAGUGGGAAGUCACUGGUUUUCUGCUUCAGUCCUUGCUCAGCAUGGCAGCAAUCAAUGAAUUUUUGGCACUCUCAAUGAUUCAGGAACUAAACCUAUCUUUUAAGAACACUAAAGAAUUACGAAGCUGUGCUGAGAUGCUCCCCAAGGGACCGAGCUGGAAGUGCCAAAUCAUUACCUCACUUCACAGCACGAAACACCUGAUCCGACUAUUCUGGAGGGAUCCUGUCAAAUGCUUAGAGAGUCUGUUCAGUAACCCCCUCUUCCAUGACAAGCUCAACUUUGUCCCUUGUCGUGUUUACACUGCUGCAGGGUGGCUUCUGCAUGUAUAUUCGGAGUGGCUGACGGGUGAUUCUGCUUGGGACAUCCAG